ACCAAUAACAAACAUCUUAGACCAGUCAUAGAAAGAGAAAAACAAAUCAAUCUUCUCUUUGUGUUUCAAGAGAACAAAAGAAGUUAUGAGAGAUUUAAUAUAUCGUCAACUAAAGGUGAUGGUGAUGAUGAUGGUGAUCGUUUCUUGGAGAUGUGUUUUGGGAUUGGAGAACAUUAACCCGAUCUUCUUUGAUGAAGGUCUUUCUCAUUUAUUUGGUGAAUCUAAUCUCAUUCGAUCUCCUGAUGAUCGCAGCGUUCGAUUACUCCUCGACAAAUACACCGGGUCAGGAUUCAUAUCUUCAAGCAUGUAUCAACAUGGAUUUUUCAGUUCGUUGAUAAAGUUGCCUGGAGCUAACACGGCCGGUCUUGUAGUCGCCUUCUAUACAUCAAACGGCGAUGUGUUUGUGAAGAACCACGACGAAUUAGACAUAGAGUUUUUAGGGAACGUUGAAGGGAAGCCGUGGCGGUUUCAGACGAAUAUGUAUGGAAACGGUAGCACAAGCCGUGGCCGCGAAGAACGUUACCGUCUUUGGUUUGAUCCUUCCAAGGAGUUUCACCGUUAUAGCAUCCUUUGGAACCCUACCAAAAUAAUAUUUUGGGUAGACGAUGUGCCAAUAAGAGAAAUCAAAAGAAAAGAAGAAAUGAAUGGAGACUACCCACAAAAGCCAAUGUCUCUCUACGCAACCAUUUGGGACGCCUCAAGCUGGGCAACUUCCGGCGGUAAAUUCAGCGUUGACUACACAUUCUCACCUUUCGUCUCCGAGUUCAAAGACAUUGCUCUCGAUGGUUGUAAUGUCUCCGAGUCACUGACCACUCUGACCAGAGAUAACUACAACAAUAUCAAUUGUUCUGCCUCUGACCAACUUCUCAUGACCAGCGAUUACUCAACCAUUAGUCCUAAACAAGCAGCUGCAAUGCGACGGUUCCGAGAACGUUACAUGUAUUAUUCGUAUUGUUAUGAUACCGUACGAUACGCGGUGCCUCCGCCGGAAUGUGUGAUUUUGACAGCUGAGAAGGACCGGUUUAGGGAUACAGGACGGUUGAAGUUCGGUGGUAGUCAUACUAAAGUGCAUAGAGCACGUAAAAAAAGGAGGCGGAACCGGUCCACGCCGGUGGUAUCGGCUGAACUAUAGCAUUAAUUAGUUGAAUUGAUUCCCGAGUAUGUAUAUAUAUAGUGUUUUUGUUAUAGAUUUCAACAUGUUUUCACGUUUACAUUUUAAAAUAUUUCUUAUAUA
Messenger RNA from Brassica oleracea var. oleracea, 1234 nucleotides. Its product is annotated as probable xyloglucan endotransglucosylase/hydrolase protein 29. The transcript has 4 exons. Gene Ontology annotation, molecular function: xyloglucan:xyloglucosyl transferase activity; hydrolase activity, hydrolyzing O-glycosyl compounds. The coding region runs from base 86 to 1132 and encodes 348 amino acids. Gene Ontology annotation, cellular component: apoplast; cell wall. The record is from RefSeq and is a predicted model, not a curated record. Gene Ontology annotation, biological process: xyloglucan metabolic process; cell wall biogenesis. Lineage: Eukaryota; Viridiplantae; Streptophyta; Magnoliopsida; Brassicales; Brassicaceae.